Neoarius graeffei (lesser salmon catfish) is the source of this 3261-nucleotide messenger RNA. RefSeq names its product endothelial cell-specific molecule 1 (gene esm1). The record is from RefSeq and is a predicted model, not a curated record. The transcript is spliced from 3 exons. Gene Ontology annotation, cellular component: extracellular region. Bases 145 to 750 code for a protein of 201 amino acids. NCBI's taxonomy places the organism in Eukaryota, Metazoa, Chordata, Actinopteri, Siluriformes, Ariidae.
UGUGAACCUGGCAACCCUGCUGAUGAUGGGAAAAGCCCCACCCAUCCCGAGCAUCCUCAGCAUCCCCGGCCCCGGGUUGCGGAAACGGACGCGCCGGUUUUAAAGCGCGGCGGCGGGCUGCGCUCGAGCUCUAUUCCCGCAGCCAUGACUCAGCCUGAGCAUGCUCCUCCCCACCGCUGCCCCGCUGCGCCUCCUCCGCUCCCGCAGCUGCUCCUCCUGGCCGUGCUGGUGGCUCUGGAGCCGCGCGAGCUGGCGGCGUGGGGCGCGAGCGUGAAGUACGCGGUGAACUGCCCGGAGCGCUGCGAGCCCGCGCGCUGUGGAGCGCCCCGCUGCGCGCGCACCGUGCUGGACGACUGCAGCUGCUGCCGCGUGUGCGCCGCGCGCCGGGGUGAGCACUGCUACCGCACCGUGUCCGCAGUGCACGGGGUCAAGUGCGGCCCGGGACUCUACUGCGACUUCUACAAGGACGAGGACGAGUUCGGGGACGAGUACGGGGUGUGCAGGGAUUGCACGUACGGGACGUACGGAGUCGAGUGCCGCCAAACCUGUAACUGUAAGGCAGGAGGACUGUGUGACAGAGAGACAGGCGUCUGUCUCACCUUCAAGUUCUUCUCAAAAAUGGCCAACGCGCUCAAGACACACGAGGGUAACGAGGUGGCGUCAGGGGACGGCAGCGGCAGAAACAACAGCAGCAGCAGCAGUAACGCCGGAGACAGUUCAUCUACUCCGAAAUGGCUCGCACCUCGCUGACACACCACCCGCCUCAGUCUGAGCUUGGACGGUCCACAUGUAGCAUAGUAAAUUAAAAAAACAAACAAACAAAAAAAAAGACAAAGGGAUUAUAUUUUAAUAUGUAUAAAAAAUCUAUUAAUAUUCUAUCAGAGCCUUUCUUUUUUGUACUCUAUUGACUCCGAUGACAGGAUUUAACCCCUGCUGUUCUGCCCCUCAGCCAACACUUACAACACAGCGUUGUCCAGUUCUCGAUUCUGAUUGGUCAGAAAGUCAUGAUUAGUUUCUUAUAUAUAACAGCAAACAAUUUAUAUUAAUGCGCUCAUUCUAUACGUUAUCGUUACUAUAGUAGUAUUGACAGGGACUUGAACAUCAGAUGCUCCAUUCAGCACCACACAGAGUGUUUAAAGACUAGUAAUAGAAACAGAGCCCCAAAAAUGUAGAUAUAGACAUAAUUUAUAAAUUAUUUUUAAAAUCAUUGUUAAAAAAAUUCCAACAAAUUUGAAUAUUUAUGAGACAGACAGAGCGUUAGGGUUAAAAUCUACAGCAUGAGGGUUAAAUCCAGGGCGUCAGGGUUAAAUCCACAGUGUGAGGGCUAAAUCUACAAUGUGAGGGUUACAAUCCAUUGUGUCAGACUUAAAUCUAUAGCAUCAGGGUUAAAUCCACAGCAUGAGGGUUAAAAUCUACAGCGUGAGGGUAAAAAUCUACAGCGUGAGGUUUAAAUCUACAGCAUGACGGUCAAAUCCACGGCGUGAGGGUUAAAUUCAGGGCAUGAGGUUAAAUUCAGGGCAUGAGGGUUAUAUCUACAGCGUGAGGGUUAAAUUCAGGGUGUGAGGGUUAAAUCUACAGCAUGAGGGUUAAAUUCAGGGUGUGAGGGUUAAAUCUACAGCAUGAGGGUUAUAUCUACUGUACAGCGUGAGGGUUAAAUUCAGGGCAUGAGGUUAAAUUCAGGGUGUGAGGGUUAAAUCUACAGCAUGAGGGUUAAAUUCAGGAUGUGAGGGUUAAAUCUACAGCGUGAGGGUUAAAUUCAGGGUGUGAGGGUUAAAUCUACAGCAUGAGGGUUAUAUCUACUGUACAGCGUGAGGGUUAAAUUCAGGGCAUGAGGGUUAAAUUCAGGAUGUGAGGGUUAAAUCUACAGCGUGAGGGUUAAAUUCAGGGUGUGAGGGUUAAAUCUACAGCAUGAGGGUUAUAUCUACUGUACAGCGUGAGGGUUAAAUUCAGGGCAUGAGGUUAAAUUCAGGGUGUGAGGGUUAAAUCUACAGCAUGAGGGUUAUAUCUACAGUGUGAGGGUUAAAUUCAGGGCAUGAGGUUAAAUUCAGGGCAUGAGGGUUAUAUCUACAGCGUGAGGGUUAAAUUCAGGGCAUGAGGUUAAAUUCAGGGCAUGAGGGUUAUAUCUACAGCGUGAGGGUUAUAUCUAAAGCGUGAGGGUUAAAUUCAGGGUGUGAGGGUUAAAUCUACAGCAUGAGGGUUUUAUCUACAACGUGAGGGUUAAAUUCAGGGUGUGAGGUUCAUAUCUACAGUGUGAGGGUUAAAUCUACAGCGUGAGGUUUAAAUCUAUGGCGUGAGGGUCAAAUCUAGGGCGUGAGGGCUAAAUCCACGGCGUGAGGGUUAAAUCCACGGCGUGAGGGUUAAAUCUAUGGUGUGAAGGUUAAAUCCACGGCGUGAGGUUUAAAUCCACGACGUGAGGGUUAAAUCCACGGCGUGAAGGUUAAAUCCACGGCGUGAGGUUUAAAUCCACGGCGUGAGGGUUAAAUCCAUGGUGUGAAGGUUAAAUCCACGGCGUGAGGUUUAAAUCCACGGCGUGAGGUUUAAAUCCAAGGCGUGAAGGUUAAAUCCACGGCGUGAGGUUUAAAUCCACGGCGUGAGGUUUAAAUCCACGGCGUGAGGUUUAAAUCCACGACGUGAGGGUUAAAUCCACGGCAUGAGGGUUAAAUCCACGGUGUGAGGUUUAAAUCCACGGCGUGAGGGUUAAAUCCACAGCGUGAGGGUUAAAUCCCUGUCAUUGUGUUAUACCAAAGUGUGCAUACUUACAGACAUGUGGGCAGAAUGUAGUUUCCGAAAUGUAGCUGAUCAUUUGAAACACAUUUCAUGUCUGAUGUUUGCUUUUUUUUCUUAGUUUUUUUUUUUUUUUGCUGGACUUAUGAGGCUAAUAUAGUUAGUAAUUAGCUUAUAUCUACAAGUUUAGCAUUGUGCAAAAUGCUAAAUAAACACAGUCACUUUCUUCCAUUCGUUUUUUUUAACAGACUUUCGUCUCAUUUCUGAUGCUCUUUUCUCAAUCUGUAAACAUGGACAAAAAGACACGCGACAGCGUUAGGUGCCAGGAUGAGGUAAAGGGGCGUGGCCUAACAGGUAGACAUGAUUCAGGUGAUAAUAAAGUUCUUAUUAGCCUCAUAUGGAUCAGCUCCAGUCGAAACUUCUUUGUCUGAUCAACAAUAUUUACAGUAAAGGAGACAUGUACUUUUACUCUUCAAUACUAUUUAUGUAAUCAAAUACACUGUAAAUACGUAUAAAGCAGCAUAUUUACAGAUACCA